UAUGGGCAAGAUCGGAUAAUGAGAGAUGCAUAUUAUAUAAAAUAUCUUUCGUCUCUCCCGCCUUGCAUUUCUCUCUUUCUCAGGCUCUCUCAGCUUGUUGUUCCGCUUUUCACGGAUGGCCGGAGGAGUAGCGAUCCGACCUCUGUUAAACGCAGAAUUCCCUCGUCCACACUCGCCACUAUCUCAUAAACCCACCAAAUAUGUAACUCCUUUAUCUAUUCCUCGCAUCCCCAACACCAAUCUAACUUCGACGAUAACUUCAUUUUACUCUUCGGGCGGAGGUCCAACUUCUAUGUCUUUCCGUUUCUCGAAACGAUCAUUAUUCUCUACUGCCAGCGGAAGAAUGAAGGCCGCAGAAGAAGAUUCCACUUCGCUUAUUUCUGAAUUGACACCUGAAGAAACUUUCUCGUGGGCUUCUGUAAUUGUCCCCUUUGUCUUCCCUGCUUUAGGAGGGUUGUUGUUUGGAUAUGACAUAGGUGCCACCUCAGGUGCCACCAUCUCAUUACAGUCACCUGAACUUAGUGGCAUAACAUGGUUCAACCUGUCAGCCAUUGAGCUUGGUCUUGUGGUGAGUGGUUCUCUAUAUGGAGCUCUUUUAGGUUCUAUCCUGGUGUACCCAAUAGCAGAUUUCCUUGGGAGGAGACGGGAGCUCAUCAUAGCAUCUGUUUUAUAUGCACUUGGUAGUUUAGUCACAUUCUCUGCACCAAGCCUUGGGGUGCUAUUAGUUGGAAGGCUUCUGUAUGGGCUUGGUAUUGGUAUGGCCAUGCAUGGAGCUCCUCUGUAUAUUGCUGAAACUUGUCCAUCCCAGAUACGUGGAACUCUCAUAUCACUGAAAGAGCUCUUUAUAGUUCUUGGGAUUUUGCUGGGUUACUUUGUGGGAAGCUUUCAGAUUAAUGCAGUGGGAGGCUGGCGCUACAUGUUUGGGUUUGGAAUCCCAAUUGCGGUGAUUAUGGGCUUAGGUAUGUGGAGUCUUCCUCCGUCUCCACGCUGGUUGCUUCUCCGAGCGGUGCAAGGUAAAGCUUCUUUAGAAGAAUUCAAAGAGAAGGCUAUCGCUGCUUUGGGCAAAUUGAGAGGGCGUCCUGCUGGAGACUCAGUAUCCGAGAAACAAAUUGAAGAUACUCUUGUUUCUUUGAGGUCUGCUUAUAAGGAUGAAAAAUCUGAUGGAAGUUUCUUAGAAAUAUUCCAGGGACCAAGCCUAAAGGCAUUCAUAAUCGGUGGAGGUCUUGUCCUUUUUCAACAGAUAACCGGGCAACCAAGUGUCCUUUAUUAUGCUGGUCAAAUCCUUCAGACUGCAGGAUUCUCUGCUGCAGCUGAUGCUACUAGAGUUUCUGUUUUAAUUGGAGUGUUUAAGCUGUUAAUGACUGGUGUAGCUGUACUAAGGGUUGAUGAUCUUGGAAGGAGACCCUUAUUAAUUGGUGGCGUCAGUGGAAUUGCAAUCUCUCUGUUUCUCCUUUCAGCUUAUUAUAAAUUCCUGGGAGAUUUUCCAUUUGUUGCUGUAGGAGCUCUUCUACUAUAUGUUGGGUGUUAUCAGAUAUCUUUUGGACCAAUCAGUUGGCUUAUGGUAUCGGAGAUAUUCCCACUUCGUACAAGAGGGAAAGGGAUUAGCCUGGCGGUUCUGACCAACUUUGGCACAAAUGCCAUUGUGACAUUUGCUUUCUCGCCGCUGAAGGUGACAGUCUUAAUUUCUUGCUUAACAAGUAGUAGAAUCUGAAAAUGGUUGAUUCUGGUGUAACCAAUCUUAAAAUCACUCCCUUUGCCCCCAAAUUUACAGGAAUUGCUUGGGGCAGAAAAUCUUUUUCUCCUUUUUGGGAUAAUUGCGUUGGCAUCACUUGCAUUUGUGGUAGCAAUAGUCCCCGAGACCAAAGGACUCAGCUUGGAGGAUAUUGAAUCUAAAAUCUUGAAAUGAGAGCUGGGAAGUACAGAAAUCAUUGUUGCCGACGCUAUCAACUUGAUGCUUGUCGGUCUCCUUUGUGGUAGAUUUCAUCAGAAGAACACUUGUAUAUCAUUUUGUAUCAAGUCUAAAUUGUAUCAUUGUGUAGUGAAGCAUUUGUGUAUCCACUAAGGAGAAAAUCUUCAUCCAGGCUUUAUUAGUUGAUGAUUGUGCCAUGUUUAUAUGAUCAAAGAAAGGUAUGACUAACA
This is a messenger RNA of Impatiens glandulifera, 2139 nucleotides long. RefSeq names its product D-xylose-proton symporter-like 3, chloroplastic. The coding region runs from base 116 to 1711 and encodes 531 amino acids. Gene Ontology annotation, biological process: transmembrane transport. Lineage: Eukaryota; Viridiplantae; Streptophyta; Magnoliopsida; Ericales; Balsaminaceae. Gene Ontology annotation, cellular component: membrane. The record is from RefSeq and is a predicted model, not a curated record. Gene Ontology annotation, molecular function: transmembrane transporter activity. The transcript has 13 exons.